AUUCAGAUCACCAUGCAACUCUCACCGCUAUAAAAAUCACCUCCAUCACUAUCAGGGUUCGCAAACAUCCCACAACUCUGUUUGACUGGCCAAGGUGAAAGUAAACCCUCUGAGAGCGCUUGUGUCAGCGGAGAUGUUGGCAGGUGCGUUAGUUCUGGGCACCAUCCUUACAGCUUUACCAGGNAUCCAGAGCAGGUGGAGUGUCUCAUUUUCUAGGAAGCAGAUCUGUGUGUGGGCAGGAACGACCGUCACUCUGCCCUGUCGAUAUGACUACCCAUCAGGUCACACUGUAAAGCGGGUCAUGUGGUUCUGUGUGUCUGCUGAGGGUCGCAGGGAGUUCACCCACCACACCGACCCAAACCAGAUCAGCCUGUCAUACCGCGGACGCACACGUUAUACUGGGGGUAGCUACUCCAGCUGUUCAGUCCAGAUUCGCGGUGUAAAGCUGAGUGAUGCAGGUCAGUAUCACUUCAGAUUUGAGACAGAUCAGCCCCUGGGGAGAUGGACCUCCCCGGACACCAUCACUCUGGAUGUAACAGACCUCCAGGUCCAGCUGCAUCCAGCCAGGCCUGGCAACAUGUUCGGCUUCGGAGAGACCGUGUUUGUGGGCUGCCAGGCCAGAGGAUGUGCUGCUCCAGGAAGGAGCCUUGCGCUCUACAGGAAUGGUCUAAACCUCGGCUCUUAUGAGAAAUGGAUGAUCGUUAACCGCUUUGACCAGCAGCAUGCCGGAGCAUACACCUGUCGACCGAUCCCACCCCAGAACGUACAGUCUCCAUCACUCUCACUGGCACUGGGACAUGGUCCUCGCUUCACCUCCAUCGCAGUCUUUCCAGUAGGAGAGGUGUCAGAGGGUAGCUCCGUCACUCACUCUCCAAAGAACACUCAUGUGCUGGUGAGUCCUCGAGGGGAUAUGAGAGAGGGCUCAUUUGCAAACCUGAGCUGCGUCAGCCACGCAAACCCUCCUGCCAACAGGUAUGCUUGGUAUCGUAUCAUUGGUGACCAGGUGAUUGCUAAAGGUGCCUUUCAGAACCUGACAUUGUCGUCUGUGCGUGCUCACCAUGCUGGUCAGUACUACUGCAGAGCUUCAAACGGAUUAGGAUACCAAACAUCACCUGUUGCUACUCUCACUGUGCUGUAUCCCCCUAAGAACACUUCAGUUCUGGCUCGUCCCUCCAGUGUUGUGGAUGCUGGCAGACCUUUGACCUUGACCUGCAGCAGUCAGGCGAACCCAGCAGUGGACAACUUCACAUGGCACCGAUUAGCUCUGGAUGGAGGGGCUGUGCAAUCUUGGGUCACCAAGUCUGGUCCUGUCUUUACCAUCUCUGAGGUUGGCCCGAGUGCAAGCGGUCAGUACUACUGUGAGGCCAGGAAUCGAAUUGGAGCCCACAGCUCUCCAGUCCUCACCGUAAGAGUCAGAGGUCGUUUAAAGGUCAUUGCCUUGGCCUCAGCAGUGGGUGUUUCUGCUGGACUCAUCACACUGACAGUGGCUGUUAUGAUCAGUAAAAACAUGCAUAGAGUAGACACAGAGUCAGUAGAAGUGACAAACAAGUGUCCAUCAGUGACAGCUGACACUAUGUUUUAUGAGUCAGCUGAACAUAUCUACCCAGCGAGGAAGGGCAAGAUGUCCGACAUACCGGAGGAGCCAGAGGAUUUGAGUGACAGCUCCCAUCCCUCCAUUGUUCCUCUGAAGGAUGCUCCACCAAUCACAGAAGGUCAAAGUUGCAGCCUUGCCUCCAACUACAUCACUGUGCACUACUCCAGGUUGUCCAGCACAGAUCAGGUGCAGGUGCACAACCGGCCACUGGGUGCUGAUAAAAAACCAAAGGAUUCCUCCAAAGUUGUUUACACUUUACUGCCCCAGCCUCGUCACUAACCAGGAGGAAGCAGCUUCAGCUGAAUGGCACAUCAGCUUUCCUCAUUUGAGCAAAUCACUUUGCUUCUGUCCACUCGAGGGACAAGAAACUCACCCUGGUGACACCGUACACCGUUUUGGAUCAGACACUCGGAUUGUGUCGCAUUAUGGAUUUACUAAGAGAGAAGCAUGUGUUCUUUCCAGGAGUCCAGCUCCUAACUUUCCUGCAUAUCUUCUCUGUUUCUUUCUGUGCACCUGAACAGCAAUAACACUGAAUGCCUUUUUGCUUGCACUCCACGUUGCAGGUUGCCAUAUUUCUAGUGUUGCCUGUUUGUUGAUACUUAACAGUGGAAUUUUUGAUGACCAAGUAUUAGCGGUUGCUACUUUAUCAUUUGCAGUGAUGAUUUGUAUGAAAAUAAGAGCUUGAUAUCUGAGGGAGAAAUCACGUAGAAUCAUUUUUGACAUGCAUAAAGGAUAUACAGCACUUCACAUUGAUGAGUUCCCGCACUGAUUGAUCUUCUCCACUAAAUUUAGAUGUCUGUG
Neolamprologus brichardi is the source of this 2395-nucleotide messenger RNA. The record is from RefSeq and is a predicted model, not a curated record. Lineage: Eukaryota; Metazoa; Chordata; Actinopteri; Cichliformes; Cichlidae.